AUGGUCUCGAGAUCUUCCGGUUCCAAGGGAAGAUUCGUCGUUGGUGGUGAGUUCUUUUUAUUUAGUGUUCAAGGUGUGGAAUUAUUUAUUCGUUGUCUUUUAGCGUUUCUUUUUGCCACACUGGUGGUACUGAUUGGUCCUUCAAAAGCGGACGAAGUGCCAGCAUUUUUUCUGAAAAUCGCCAAGAACAUUCCCCGUGUUGGACGAAGCGACGGAUACGACGAUUUUUACAAAUCUCGACAAAAUAUUCCCCAAGUUUCAGGGCACGACAGUGUACAGCCUGAGUCUUGGUAUCCUAAUGAAGAGCCUUUCGCGAGACCCAUAAAGAGACGUGUGGAUUAUCCACAUCUCGAAGAUUCAUGGUCUUGGCAACAUUUUCCUCUUGCUAUAGAAGGACCUCGGGAGCUUUGGCGAACUUUGGCAGGAUACUCCAAGGACUCGUCAGACGACAUCGAUAAUGAAAUAUGGGAACGAAAGAAGAGGACGGGGAACGAGGCGAUGGCUUUACCAGAAAAUUAG
This is a messenger RNA of Osmia bicornis bicornis, 519 nucleotides long. RefSeq lists its product as uncharacterized. Bases 1 to 519 code for a protein of 172 amino acids. Lineage: Eukaryota; Metazoa; Arthropoda; Insecta; Hymenoptera; Megachilidae. The record is from RefSeq and is a predicted model, not a curated record. The transcript is spliced from 4 exons.